Molecule: messenger RNA, 2184 nt
Organism: Carya illinoinensis
Lineage: Eukaryota; Viridiplantae; Streptophyta; Magnoliopsida; Fagales; Juglandaceae
Exons: 2
Coding region: 426-1160 (244 amino acids)
Source: RefSeq, a predicted model, not a curated record
AACUACUGUAUAUUUAUGAAUCCGUUAAAGGCAUGUGCAUGCGAGUGCGCACUCGUGCGUGCUUGCUUGAGAAUCCCUUUCCAAUACAUCUUUUUACUUCUCUCACUUUGUGCCAAAUUUAAGAUCGUGUCCCAGUUUUUUUUUUCAAUACUUUACUCCAUUGGUCGAUUGUAAUUGAUUUUCAUGGCAAUGACCCUCCAUGAUUUCCUUGUUUCACUAAACUAGCACACCUAGGCGUUGCUCUUGUAUAUGUCCCAUAUACUUGGGCUAUUGCCUACUCUUUUGAUUAAUAAAAAUUUUUUUACUGAUAAAAAAAAAAAAGAACUUCAACAAAGUGUUUAGUUCCACAUUUUUGCUAGAUAUGUGGGGAUUUAACAUAAUGCAUUUUCCAAGUGAGAGGGAGGGUAAUUCAUCUGUCUUCAGCCAUGGAGGAUUUUUCUCAGUUGAUUUUUGAUUUGGAAUUGCUGGAUCUGCCUCUGAUGUUUGUUUUUUGGGGGGGGGGGGGGGGUGUGGAGAAUAUACGUGGUCUGAUACUAGAGGUUCAAGGCUGGACAGAUUCUUUGUCUCUUCUUCUUGGGAGUCCCAUUUUCUGGAGGUUUGUCAAAAAAGAAUGCGCAGGGGUUAUUAGACAACAUGAGAGGGAUCAAAUGUACUGGAGAUACACGGCGUCUAAAAAGUUUACUGUUGGAUCUUAUAAGACGUUGUAUGAUCAGCAUAGCAUCUCUUUUCCUUGGAAGAGUAUAUGGAAGGCUCGUGUUCCGUCAAAGGUUGCUUUUUUUUGUGUGGACAGCAGCAAUUGGGAACAUUUAACAAUUGACAAUUUGAGAAAGUGUGGUAUGAUUGUUUUGGAGUGGUGCUUUAUGUGCAAGAAAGCUGCGGAAUCUGUGGACCAUCUUCUUAUUCAUUGUGAUGUGGCUAAAGGGUUAUGGGAUGGUGUGUUUGGAAGAUCUGGACUGUCCUGGGUCAUGCCAAAUUCAGUGGUAGAAGUACUUGCAUGUUGGCCUACACUUCUUUCUUGCUCUCAAGUGGCAGCUGUGCGGAAGAUGACUCCUUUAUGUAUUAUGUGGUGCAUGUGGUUGGAAAGAAAUGAGAGGUGUUUUAAUAACAGGGAACACAAUGUAGAUGAAAUCUGGGGACUUUUUUGUAUGUUCUUUGUGUAGUUGGUUUUCAGCUAUUGUACUUAAUGGUGGGGCAGUCCAUGAGUUGCUGUCCUUGUUGUUCUAGUUCUAAAAUGUAUUUAGGUGUAUUUUUUUGUAUACUUCUUAUGUACAUGGGCUUCACCGCAUUUGAUGAAUAAAAUCUUUACUUAUAAAAGAAAAACAUUUUGUGCUAGAUAUGCUCAUAUUCUUGCAUGAGUGAAUGUUAGAGAGAGAGAGAGAGAAGGGGGCAGAGAGAUGCGUAAAACGCCAUUAAUUUUACUCCAACCUCCGUCCUCUGUGCUUGGUGACAUUACUCCAUAUCAUCCCUCAAUCAAUUUUAUAUCCAACUCUUGCCUAAUUUUGUGUGGCUUUAUGUCGUUAUGGUGUCCGAUGUGUAUACAUAAUAUUAUGUUUGUGUUCUUGGACAUUCUAUCGAACAUAUAUUAUGCACUAUGGAUCUCAUUUUUCAAAGGUAUUCUGCCUCAAUUUGGUCACCGAAAUUUUAACAAGCAUCUAUUAAGCACUUAUGCAAGCCAAACAACCAACAAUUACAACAAGCAAAAUAGUCUCCCCUCUGGGAAUGGGCACACUGAGGCUCUCCCAAUCAAAUGCAGAGAACCACAAUCAAAGAACCUCCCAAAAUUCACCACCUUAAAGAAUCCUAUGUAAAAAGAAUUUCGGCUAGAGAAGUGAUCCAACCAGAAGUUUUUUUCUGUCAGAGCUGGUGGAGAACAGCCUCAAUACCCACUUUGCCUCUGCUACACCUCCAUAAACAUCAUUGUAGGGGCAGCUACCUCAAACUUGUUCAACUCUUUGGAGAUGGCCAAGGAGUCAUGUCUAGUUGCAUCACCCAGUGUUCUCAAAUCCCCAAUCCAUUUUUCAUUGUGUCCAUUGGGAAGAAAGGUCUGACAUUAACAUUGGCAUUAGAAGGAAAGUGACAUGGGCUUCUUUUUGAAGUCUACCUGAGGAGGGGAGCCGCUCCCUAUCCAUGACAGAUUCACAAGUAGAGCCAUUAAGAAGAUUUUCGAUUAGGUGACUUUAAUAU